AUGUGUAAUCUUUCAUCUUUAGAUAUAACAACACCUUCUAGUAGCUCUGCAUCAUCAGAAGAACAUCGAAAGCAACUCAACUAUGAUCGCCAGAAAUAUUUUAAAGACAAGAAUAAGAAAACUGCCUCAAACCUAUCUGUUAAUAUUUCUGAAGACCUUCAACUCUUACUUAGCGCCGAAGUUCCUACAGUUGAAACUGCCUCAAACCUAUCCGUUAAUGUUUCCGAAGACCUUCAACCCUUACUUAGCACCGAAGUCCCUAUAGUUGAAACUCCUGCUAUUGAUAGUGAUUCUGAUUCUGCACCAUCAGAAGAACAAUGA
Racocetra persica is the source of this 321-nucleotide messenger RNA. Lineage: Eukaryota; Fungi; Glomeromycota; Glomeromycetes; Diversisporales; Gigasporaceae. The record is from the annotation of a GenBank genome assembly.